Eurypyga helias (sunbittern) is the source of this 771-nucleotide messenger RNA. It is a transcript of the gene NTF3, whose product is annotated as neurotrophin 3. The record is from RefSeq and is a predicted model, not a curated record. Lineage: Eukaryota; Metazoa; Chordata; Aves; Eurypygiformes; Eurypygidae. Gene Ontology annotation, molecular function: nerve growth factor receptor binding; growth factor activity. Gene Ontology annotation, biological process: negative regulation of neuron apoptotic process; regulation of neuron differentiation; nerve growth factor signaling pathway.
CAGGUGAACAAGGUGAUGUCCAUCUUGUUUUAUGUGAUAUUUCUCGCUUAUCUUCGUGGCAUCCAGUCUACCAACAUGGAUCAAAGGAGUUUGCCAGAAGAUUCAAUAAAUUCUCUUAUUAUUAAACUCAUUCAGGCAGACAUUUUGAAAAACAAGCUUUCUAAGCAAAUGGUAGAUAUUAAGGAAAACUAUCAGAACACAGUGCAGAAAGACACACAGCAAGACAUGGAUGGAGAUGAAAAUGUGAAAUCAGACUUCCAGCCAGUUAUCACAAUGGAUACAGAUCUCUUAAAGCAGCAGAGACGCUACAACUCUCCCCGAGUCCUCUUGAGUGACAGCACGCCGCUGGAAACCAUGGAGGAUUAUAUUGGAAAUUCAGUGGUGGUGAACAGAACCUCCCGGCGGAAAAGGUACGCGGAACACAAGAGCCACCGAGGGGAAUAUUCUGUUUGUGACAGUGAAAGUUUAUGGGUCACGGACAAAUCCUCCGCGAUCGACAUUAGAGGACACCAGGUAACUGUGCUGGGAGAAAUUAAAACUGGCAACUCUCCGGUUAAACAAUACUUUUAUGAAACAAGGUGUAAAGAAGCCAAGCCUGUAAAAAAUGGCUGUCGUGGCAUCGAUGACAAGCACUGGAACUCCCAAUGCAAGACAUCCCAAACUUACGUUAGAGCACUAACUUCAGAAAACAAUAAACUGGUAGGCUGGAGAUGGAUAAGAAUAGACACCUCCUGCGUGUGCGCAUUGUCAAGGAAAAUAGGAAGAACAUAA